Pseudoliparis swirei is the source of this 3545-nucleotide messenger RNA. It is a transcript of the gene adgrf3a, whose product is annotated as adhesion G protein-coupled receptor F3a. NCBI's taxonomy places the organism in Eukaryota, Metazoa, Chordata, Actinopteri, Perciformes, Liparidae. Gene Ontology annotation, molecular function: G protein-coupled receptor activity. Gene Ontology annotation, cellular component: membrane. The record is from RefSeq and is a predicted model, not a curated record. Gene Ontology annotation, biological process: cell surface receptor signaling pathway; G protein-coupled receptor signaling pathway.
CACACUGGUCGGCCUCAGGUUCAACCGUCUGUCGGCUCCUCGUGUGUGGAUGUGUCUUUUUACUUUUUUUUUUAAAGACUGUUCAAUGAAAACUAGUGGAGUUCACUCUUACCUGAAACCAAGCUGGUGGCUUUCUCACUUCCUCGUCGCUCCACCAUCAGCUCUACCAUCAGCUCCACCAUAAGCUCCAUCAGCUCCACCAUCAGCUCCAUCAUCAGCUCCAUCAUUGGGCUGUAGUCAUUUGCGGGAACAGACGGGGUCAACAGACGUCGUAAGAAUAAAACAGGACCAGGAUGUGGACCUUAUUUGUUCUUUAUAUCCUGGGACUAAACAUCUGUCAGACUACUGCGGACGACACUUCAACACAAAUGUAUUAUUUCAAACUGAUCAUAGAGGAAAGUGUCAUCGCAAACAUCACUACGAGACUGAAACCUUUUGUGAACAGAGACCUGGAGGUCAAUGACCUGAAAAUGACAACAAUCUGUGAGAAGGUGUCGGCCGGCGCCGAGUGCCGCUGCCUGUCAGACUCCAGAUGGAGCGACGCAGUUUGUCAGGAAACUGAUGGGAAAUGUUGCGGCGACACAAACUGCACCUUCACCGACAAACCUGCUCGCAUGUGUGUUUCUAAAGAAACAGUUGUUGCCAGUGGAUCCAUCACUUUAAGUGGGGAGGAUUAUUACAAUUGUCUCAAAGAAAAGGCCUCUGAGAUAUUUAAGCAGUGUAAUAAUCAUGUGUUACAAGAGAUGAAAACAGUGUACAGCACUUUGGCCGGAUUCGACAUGUUAACAAUUACCAAAUACAGGGUUGGAAGCGUCAUCGCAGAAUUUGAAAUGACCUUUGCUCACAAGGUCGAACAAGAGCAGUUGAUGAAGAAGACGGAACUCCUGAGCGUCGCUCUGUCGGCGUCGGUGGAUUUGGAGACGACAGGUGUUGUCCGUUUAAUGAUGCCGGCCAACAGCCCGGUGUGCUACCAUGACAAGCCCACGCUCACCUGCACAUCCAAGGAGGACCUGAAAACACUGCCGGUGUGGCAGCUGACCAGAGAGGGCAAGGUGUUUGAGAUAUUUACUGGCACAGAGUCCAGUGUGACAACGGCGACGCUGGAAACCAGAGUCAUGCUAAAGAACAUAUCAGAGCUCUGGAAAGGAGAGUACACAUGUAUGUACCAACAACAAUUGAGCUCAAUCAACAUAAUUCACAAAGCCAGCGCUGUGAUGGACAUAUCGCUCCUGCCCGGCGUCGCCCUCACCAUGGCGCCGGCAUUUCCACGCUGCAGAAACGGUUCCACUUCCCUGAAAGUAAGAGUCAAAUGUGAGCUGGAGAGCGACAAGGAAGUGUACGACGUGAAAUGGACCGGCCUGAACCUCGUGGCUGGUCCUUUUCAAGGAACUUACGAUGACUACGCAAGUGAUGUCAUUGUUAACUGUAACGAAACCCCGGAUAAACCCCGGGUAACGUGCACUUUGAAGAACAGGUGCAAGGAAGAGAGAAAAGCUUCGUUAAUCGUCAACGUCAUAUACGAAACAAAUCAAUUCUGUGCAGCUGAGGGUGAUUGGGAGGACACCAAAGCUGGAUUCCCUGCACUGGUGAAGUGCAUCAACGGCGCUGGACAUAGAGAACGGAAAUGCACACACGGGCCGACACAAGCGACAUGGGAACCGGAGGUUUCAACAUGUGUGAAAGAGGAAGUGAACCACGUGCUGGAACAGGCAAACAUUGUUGACAUUGGUCUUGGCUCAGUCGAUGAGAAUGCUGCGAAUGUAUUUUCCCUCCUUGAGAAUGUCACGAAGAACUCAACGACUAUCAACACGUUCGCCGACAUAAGUGCAUCUGUUCAAGUCCUCUCCAAAUUGAGUCAAAAGAUAAGCUCCAUAAAUACUGACUCCUCAGCAGAUGACUUUCUGGAGUCAUCCAGCAAUAUGCUGGAUAAAUCUCUCAACGAAUCCUGGGCAUCGGAGGUGGGAGAAGGCGCCAUCUCAUUGGCUGAGAGCUAUCUGGAUGCCCUUGAGUAUUUGAUUCAGAAAACCAACGUAACGCGUGUCUCUAAGAAGAAAAACGUAGAGCUAGCCGCAUCCGAUUGCCCACGAGGGUCGAAAUGCCUGAACACGGUGUUCAAUACCGACGUCGUCCUCGUUAGCGCCGACCCCGGCGGUGUCAAGACCGCCGGGUUCAAAGAACUGGAGAACUACUUGCCCAACGAAGAUGAGACGUACGAGCCGAACAGCAUCGUCGUGUCGGUGACGACGGAAAAGAAACACGUGGAUUCGGUCGAGGUUCGAAUUAACUUCUCGUUGAACAGGCCGAGGCCUCACAACGUCGACAUGAAGUGCGUCUCGUGGGACAGCGCCACCCGGAGGUGGUCGACCGAAGGCUGCGAAUGGCAGGGCGCUUCCGACGAGGGACUUUGCGUCUGCAAACAUUUGUCCUCCUUCGCCGUUCUCAUGUCGCGGUACCCGGUGAACAUCGGCGGUCUCAGCGAGCUGACCUUCGUCGGACUGUCCGUGUCCGUCGUAUCGCUCGUUCUCACCCUCGCGAUAGAAGUGAUCAUCUGGAGCGCCGUCGUGAAGACCGAUACGUUAUAUCUGCGCCAUACUGCCAACGUCAACAUUUGUCUGUGUUUGCUCGUUGCGGAUUGUUGUUUUUGGCCUCUUUUCAGCUCGGCGACCAACAAAGACAUGUGGUGUCGGAUCUUCGUGGCGUUGAAGCAUUUCUGUUACCUGGCCAUGUUCUUCUGGAUGCUGUGUCUGAGCAGCAUACUGCUUCAUCAGGCAAUCUUCACGUUCCAUGCUAUGGGCAGGACAACAAGCCUGAGGUUCUCAUUGGUCCUGGGCUACGUGUGUCCUUUGCUGAUUGCCGUCAUCACGUGGCUUUCCUACGAUAACGGUGCCGAAGGCGAGUACUACUCCAAGGAAACCUGCUGGCUGUGUUACGCCGGCCUCAUGAAAGGCUCCAUCCAUGCGUUCGUGAUCCCAAUCGGUGUGAUCGUCUUCUUCAACGUGUUCUCCAUGGUGAUGGUCAUCAUGAAGCUUUUGAAUCGCCCAACGACUCCAGAGAAAUAUAACGAAAAAGAAAAAAAGGCCACCGUGACCGUCAUGAGGACGGUUAUUCUUUUGACUCCGAUCUUCGGCGUGACUUGGAUGUUUGGGUUUGCAGUAAUGCUUCUUGACCUCACGUCUGGGCCCAUCGUCGUCAUGGUUCACUACGCCUUUAACCUGCUGAACACAUUCCAGGGUUUGUUCAUUUUGGUCACCACAUGCCUGGCGGACCAACCGACCCGUGAAGCACUGCUGAAACAUAUAAAGAAACAUGCACCGAAAUCGACGACCGACAGCACCAGAAACUUAGUCUCAACUUGGAAAAAGUGAAAACCGGCUCAAAUAGGUGCACUCUUAUCGAAACAAAUCAGAUUUCACACAUAAAACCAUAGAUAAUAGCUUUGCAGCCACAUCGUCUCUACUGAUUGUUGUUUGAUUUAUUGCCUGUGAUACAAGUUAAAUUAUUGUAAUGUUUGUUAAGUAGAUAUCCGUGUUUUUAACAUAUUCUCA